UAAUAAACGAGCCACGCUCAAACCUAGUAUAUUCGGCUCAGCGCGACUUAUUUAUACCACUAUUUUCGACCGCAACAUAGCCGCGGCCACUUUUCCUAGUUCGAAUUGAUUCCUCGACAGUCGACAGUUUUGAUUCUGAAUGAUUCGAUUCACCUUCAUGUGUCUGUUUGCCCUUCUGACUCAGCUCUUGUUCCACUCUCAGAAGUCAGAAGCUCUCUCAAGAUCAGAUCUUGAAGCUCCCAGGCAUGAAGUCACUGAGCUUGAGAACCCUCUUUUCCACCUUGACGAAGACUUAUUUCCCCGUCGGAGCUCAUUCGAAGUUUCGUCCGCCGCUCAGGUUUGGCCUAUCCAUCUCGGGGAUCCCGACCGAUGAGGAGGCGGUCCGGGAGGAGGAUGACAGCCCGAGGCCCGCCUUCGACUUCAAGGCCUACUUGGCGGGAAAGCUGGCAUCGGUGAACGAGGCCCUGGACGGGGCGGUCCCCCUGCGGGAUCCGCUCAGGAUCCACGAGGCGAUGCGAUACUCCCUGCUCGCGGGCGGGAAGCGGGUCUGCCCCAUCUUCUGCAUUGCUGCCUGCGAGAUCGUGGGCGGGGCCCAGCCCGUGGCGAUGCCUGCCGCCUGCUCCCUCGAGAUGAUCCACACUAUGUCCCUCAUCCACGACGACCUCCCCUGUAUGGACAACGAUGACCUGCGUCGUGGUAAGCCCACCAACCACAAGGUAUACGGGGAAGCUAUUGCGGUUUUGGCUGGUGAUGCCCUUUUAGCACUGGCAUUUGAGCAGAUCGCCGUCAAGACAGAAGGUGUGCCCCCAGCACGGAUUGUCCGAGCAAUCGGAGAACUCGCGAGAUUGAUUGGAGCAGAGGGCGUCGUAGCUGGCCAAGUGGCAGAUGUAAGCUCCGAGGGGAUGUCCAAUGUAGGCUUGAAGGAGCUUGAGUUCAUCCACUUAAAGAAGACCGCAGCCCUUCUUGAGGCCUCCGUCGUGCUCGGGGCGAUCAUGGGAGGUGGGUCCAACGAUGAGGUUGAGAAAUUGAGGAGCUUCGCCCGGAGCACCGGGUUGCUGUUCCAGGUGGUGGAUGAUAUAUUGGACGUGACAAAGUCGUCCCAGGAGCUUGGAAAAACUGCAGGGAAGGACUUAGUGGCUGGCAAGGUCACCUUCCCGAAAUUGUUGGGGAUCGAGAAGUCGAGGGAGUUUGCCAAGGAGUUGAAUCAGAACGCCCAAGGACAGUUGGCGGGGUUCGAUCCUAAAAAGGCAGCUCCACUGGUCGCUCUAGCAGAUUACGUUGCCAGCAGGCAAAGCUGACUGUCUUAUACAAAUGAGUUGUUGGUGGUGUCGUUUCAAAGAGAUCCACUGUGGAUGACCAAGAAACGAUUUGGAAAAGAAGGGAAGACGCAUCGCGGGAGUGAUCAAUCGCAUGGAUUUGAGUUCGAGUCCUCUGUAGGUCGGCCUUGGCCAUUGAUUUCACCGGAAACAAGCAGUGGUGCUGAUUACACUGUCUAGUGUAGCCGCUUUGUCAAUUCAUUGUUUGCAGUAUUGUUCUUCACAAACCAUUGUAGGCGGCAUCUUAUGUAUGAUCAAAUCAUGUUGCCACCGUAACAGUCACAAGACUGGCGGACGAACUAACCACCGUUUUACGUCGGUCUCCAUGUUUCCUCCUCGGGAUUUUGAAGCGCGUUAUUCAUUUAAUAUGAUCAUGCAAAA
Messenger RNA from Punica granatum (pomegranate), 1697 nucleotides. Lineage: Eukaryota; Viridiplantae; Streptophyta; Magnoliopsida; Myrtales; Lythraceae. The record is from RefSeq and is a predicted model, not a curated record.